AUGUUUGUGAAACUUGCUAACUACAAAGUUGGGGUCAUCCCUGUUCGAUACCACAGAGUCUUGUGUUCCAAACAAGGAAGAGUCAAGUUUGAGAUCAAAGGAAACAGAUAUCGGACACUGGUUACAGUGUACAAUGUUGGUGGUGCUGGUGAUGUUACCAAUGUUAAAAUCAAGGGGUUUAAUUCAGGUUGGCGGCAAAUGAGGCGCAAUUGGGGCCAAAAUUGGCAGAUUGGGAGUGCCUUAGUAGGGCAAAGUUUGUCAUUCCAAGUCACUACUAGUGAUGGGAAGAUGGUGCAAUUCAAUAAUGUUGCCCCGGUUAAUUGGUGCUUUGGCCAAACUUACGAUGGUAGAAUAAAUUUCUAG
Messenger RNA from Pistacia vera, 363 nucleotides. Its product is annotated as expansin-A22-like. The transcript has a single exon. The coding region runs from base 1 to 363 and encodes 120 amino acids. Gene Ontology annotation, cellular component: extracellular region. The record is from RefSeq and is a predicted model, not a curated record. Gene Ontology annotation, biological process: plant-type cell wall organization. Lineage: Eukaryota; Viridiplantae; Streptophyta; Magnoliopsida; Sapindales; Anacardiaceae.